CGUCGCCAUUUUUACCGCGGCUUUGCGAUGCAUCUCACUUAUCAUCUCAUAACCAGGAAGAGGCAGAAACUGAUAUUAUCACUGAGAUCGAUGAUGAACUUGAAAUUGCUGUUUGGCGGGUGAUCAAGAUAUGAGAGAACCUAUUAUUGACUUCAAUAUUUCGCCGGUAUGUAAUGACCUGCUUAGAUGUCUAAAUUUCCCAUGUCGCUCUGUAGGACAACAAUUGCUUCCCUCCAAGAUUGUCAUAUUCACUGGCGGGAGAUCAGCGCGGUAUUUAUUGCAGUGGAUAUGUCUUGGCCAUGGUAUUGUGACUAUGGUUGGGGUUGCCGUUUCUCUUAAAUUCGCAGGGAGUGUGGGACAACAGGCGCAUGUACAGCUUAGCGGUACCCGGACAAAUCCAACGGUGCUGAGACAUGCGGAUUCGGUGGCAACCUCAGCGGAGAAUAUCUUCCGGGUGAAGCUUUUUCAGGUCAAAGGCAUAAAUGGGGAAGAGUUUGAUCUGCUGAAACCGGUUCCUGCAAACUUAACUACCCCCUUACUGCGGUUGACCUGGAAAAUUAAGCGGACGUUGCGGGGCAUGAGAUAUCGAGAUAUCCGAAGAUUUUGGGGUUCAGGUUAUAAGGUAAGGUUUAGGGUCUGGGUUUAUGCAAUGUAAGUCCUCUGGCUGUGCGUAAGGGUUUGGGAGCCCUAGAGAAUUGUUGUAAGACUGCAAGUAGUCUUAUCGGUUUUCCGGGUGUCAUUAUCUGCUUAGGAAAAA
Aspergillus heteromorphus CBS 117.55 is the source of this 757-nucleotide messenger RNA. RefSeq lists its product as uncharacterized. Lineage: Eukaryota; Fungi; Ascomycota; Eurotiomycetes; Eurotiales; Aspergillaceae. The record is from RefSeq and is a predicted model, not a curated record. The coding region runs from base 131 to 655 and encodes 174 amino acids. The transcript has a single exon.